UCCAAAACGCAGUCGUUUGAAGCAUUAUAAACUGAACGUAAAAAAUUCUAGGGAUUUAGCACUCUGUGAUUGAUUUCUCUGACGAUCAUUCAGAAUUCUGUAGAAUUCUUUCACUUUCAGGUUUUGUGAAAAUGGCCCGUGUUUAUAUUGGGAAUUUGGACCCUCGAGUCACUGAGAGGGAACUCGAAGAUGAAUUUCGUGUCUACGGUAUUCUCCGAAGUGUUUGGGUUGCUCGCAGGCCACCAGGAUAUGCAUUUAUCGAGUUUGAUGAUAGGAGGGAUGCCCUUGAUGCAAUUCAUGCCUUGGAUGGAAAAAAUGGCUGGCGUGUAGAGCUUUCUCAUAAUUCUAAGAGUGGAGGAGGAGGCCGUGGUGGUGGGCGCGGCGGACGUGGAGGGGAAGACCUGAAGUGCUAUGAAUGCGGUGAACCCGGACACUUUGCUCGGGAGUGCCGUUCACGUGGUGGUUCACGAGGCCUAGGAAGUGGAAGAAGACGAAGUCCUAGUCCUUAUUAUCGUGGGCGUCGAAGUCCAAGUUACGGUUAUGACCGCAGGAGCUAUAGCCCGUGUGGGAGAAGAUCUCCAAGACGACGUAGCAUAACUCCUCGUGGUCGUAGCUACAGCAGAUCCCCUCCUCCAUACCGUUAUUCCCGCCGUGAUUCACCCUAUGCCAAUGGAGAUUAAGAUCCGAAUGUGAACAGAGUAAAUGAUGAAUAAUUGUUGUGGAGCCCUCUGUGCUAUAGUCUAGUUUCUCUAGGAUUGGGCGAGCAUACAACAUAGAUGUUAAUUAAUAAUUUUGUUUUGUCAUGACAAUGGGUAUUGCUAUGAACUUGGAUUGCUAAGUGUUGUAGCCAACAAAAGCUUGCCUCUCUUCAGCUUACUAAAACCCGAAGGUCGCUUCAGUCUUCCCUACUUUAUAUGUAUAUAUAUAUAUAUAUUCAGUUAUGGUGAUUUUUUGUUUUUUAGUCUUACUAAUCCACUAUGAUUAUUUUUUAUAUAAUGACAUUAAAAAAGGUUUCUAAAAUGUUUGUUUCUCUGUUUUGAAGUGUGGUUAUCGGCCAAAACAGCAUCGUUUCACCACUUAGUAGAUCUUGGUUGUGUGGUAUCAGAAAGGUUGGUUCUAUUUAACUAAACUCGCACACAUUAAGUGUCAUGCAUCACCGCUCAUCCUCCUUUUGAAUUUGAGAAGCUUAAGGGCGGAUAGAUAAAAUGAAAUACCGACUUGCUGCAUCUUCUUGAAAUCCCAGGAUUUGCUUAGUGACUAGCUGCAUGUAUUGUCUGCUUCUCACCGUUCUGUGGUAACAUAGAUGGUUCGUUCGAUUUAACUAAACAUGCACACGUCAAAUGUCUUGCAUUGCCGCUUCGAUCUUAACUAGUGUCAGCUUCUGCUUCCUUACUUGGCCUUCACUUGCUUCUCCGUAGAGUUUUGUCUGUUACCUUCAGCUACUGGGAUCUAUGUCAUUAGUUGUUUUCCAUCUGCAGUUCUACUUAGCUUAAUAUUGUCCGAUAUUACGAUGGUUGAAAUAUGGGAAAUUCACUGUUUCUUGGCCUGUUUUUCUUUGUCGACUGUAAUUCAAUGACUUCAAGCGCCUGGAUGCCACAAUAACUUAAUCUGCUUUUAUUUUAUUUUUUUCUCUGACA
Molecule: messenger RNA, 1637 nt
Organism: Trifolium pratense (red clover)
Lineage: Eukaryota; Viridiplantae; Streptophyta; Magnoliopsida; Fabales; Fabaceae
Product: serine/arginine-rich splicing factor RSZ22A-like
Exons: 6
Coding region: 132-680 (182 amino acids)
Biological process (GO): mRNA splicing, via spliceosome
Cellular component (GO): nuclear speck
Molecular function (GO): zinc ion binding; RNA binding
Source: RefSeq, a predicted model, not a curated record